This is a messenger RNA of Beta vulgaris subsp. vulgaris (sugar beet), 1561 nucleotides long. RefSeq names its product RHOMBOID-like protein 2. Bases 323 to 1312 code for a protein of 329 amino acids. Gene Ontology annotation, cellular component: membrane. Gene Ontology annotation, molecular function: serine-type endopeptidase activity. The transcript is spliced from 5 exons. Gene Ontology annotation, biological process: proteolysis. Lineage: Eukaryota; Viridiplantae; Streptophyta; Magnoliopsida; Caryophyllales; Amaranthaceae. The record is from RefSeq and is a predicted model, not a curated record.
UUUGCUGUAACAACUAACAACACCUUCUCAAUUUCUAUCUUUAUUAAUCAAUCAAUCUUCCCACUUGACCUCGUUCGUUGUUAUUCAAGUCAAUUUUAACUCCACCACCUCCACCACUCUCUCUCUCUCUCCUCCUUCAAAGAGUAACUUCACCGACUCGCAUCAAUUCAACACCCGUUUCUCCCACCCACCCAAUCAAACACUUCUUCUUAUUUCAACCACUUUCAUCUCACAUAAACUAAAACCUACAACAAAAAGAACUCUUUUUUGUGCAUUAAUUUCAUAGGAAAGGAAGAAAGAAAGUUGAAAACUAGGAAAAAAAAUGAUGGGUAGCAGAGAUCUGGAGAAAAAUAGGGAUGUGAACAACAAUCAAAGUUAUAAUCAAGUGAAUUACCCACAACAAUCAUCUGGGUAUCACAUUGAAACUUCUGAAAGACAAUGGACUUCUUGGUUGGUACCUAUGAUUGUUGUUGCAAAUGUUGCUAUGUUUAUUGUUGUCAUGUUCAUCAAUAAUUGCCCUAAAAACAACUUUGGAUUUGAUGGUUGUGUUGCUCGUUUUCUUGGUCGAUUCUCUUUUCAACCUCUUCGCCAAAACCCUCUUCUGGGUCCUUCUUCUAACACAUUACUGAAACUGGGGGCUCUUCAGUGGGAUAAGGUGGUGCAUCAGCAUCAAGGAUGGAGACUCAUUUCUUGUAUCUGGUUGCAUGCUGGUGUGAUUCAUCUCCUUGUGAACAUGCUGAGUUUGGUGUUCAUUGGUAUCCGCCUUGAGCAGCAAUUUGGAUUUAUUCGAAUUGGAAUGCUCUACCUGGUUUCAGGAGUGGGUGGAUCUGUACUAUCUGCACUCUUUCUCCAACAGAAUAUAUCUGUUGGAGCUUCUGGUGCCUUGUUUGGACUACUUGGUGCUAUGCUUUCUGAGCUUCUUACUAAUUGGACAAUCUAUGCAAAUAAGGCUGCUGCUCUGUUCACACUUUUGAUCAUGAUCGCUAUCAACUUGGCGGUUGGAAUCCUUCCUCAUGUUGACAAUUUCGCCCACAUUGGAGGAUUUGUAUCAGGAUUCCUACUUGGUUUUGUUUUACUCCUACGUCCUCGAUUUGGGUGGCGGGAGCGCCAUCAACUGCCAGAACAUGCACGUGUGAAAACCAAAUACAUGCCAUACCAAGUGGUGUUAUUCUUUAUUGCCUUGGCGGCACUGGUAGCUGGAUUUAUAAUUGCAUUGGUAAUGCUAUUCCAAGGAAAGAAUGGGAAUGAUCAUUGCAGAUGGUGCCGAUACCUCACAUGUGUGCCCACUUCAAGAUGGGAAUGCGGGAAAUGAUUAGAAGACAUGCCGAUGCCUAUCCCCUUCUUUUCUUCACUUUCAUAUGUUCAUUACCAUAUUUUCACGUUCUUUUUUCUCGUUCGGUUUUGGUUUAUAUAGAUCGAAUUCGGCUAUCAUUGUACAUGAGUAGAUAGCAAUACAAACAUCAUGUUAUUUGUUGUUGUUUUGUUAAUGGUUGAUAUUGUUGAUCACUGUGUUUAUAGAAAUGAGUUAGUAAAUAGUGGAAGUUUGUUUGAUUCUUGACAA